CAUUUAUUGAAGUGGCAGUACUCUAAAACAGAAAUUUAAUUAUAUAGCCGGUUUCUAAAUAAGAAUAUAAGUAAGUUAUAGUUAACUUAAACGAGCUAGCUUACAUCGUUAGCCCAAUAAGCUAACUGGAGCUACAAUAAUUUCAAUUAUUAUCAUAAUAAUGUCUGUAAUAUCAAUUCCAUAUUUUGUUUUUAUCUUUAAAGGACCCCAUAGCGAGUUUCCAAAAAUAAUUUUUGUCUGACUUGCAGUUUAGCUGUUUUAAGAAGCCAUGGUGUUCUUUAAGCAUCAGUAGUAGUAAGCUAUUUUCAGUGAAAAAGCUCUAAAAACCCACAUUAUACUCCCUGCCCAGCACUAAAGUGCAAGGCAGACAGCCUUGGACAGCCUGUUAAUGAGAGUGGCUCAUUUAGCAGUUAAAUGGCUCCAUAUUUCCCUAAGGAGGCAGAAAAGACAGAGGAGAAGAAGAAAAAACAUAAAACAUAAUGAAUAUUGGAUUUAUCGGGUGACUCCAAAUUACUUUAAUCUGAGUUGUCCUUGUAGAAUUAAUUAUUCAUGGCAGCAGUUCUGGAUAACCUCAGAGAAGGAGGUGUGGUUUUUGGACCUUCUGGCAUUAGUUUUGAUGAAGAAGAUGAGGAGGACUCUCCUGCAGUUUUACUGAGUGUUUUGGUCCAGCAUGGGCAGGUGGGUCUCUGCUUCUAUGACAGUCAGGACUCAUCUUUACACUACAUGCCGGACACGCCUGACAACCAAGAGCUCCACCUACUGGUCAGAGUCAUUCAGGAGGUUAGUCCCCAUGUAAUUAUCACCAGUGCAAAGCAGGAGCGCUCCAUGACUCGCUUUUUGCAACAGCUAGGUUCAAACCCACACUACAGACCAGAGGUGGUCACGUAUCCAUAUGUUGACUUUGGUCUGGAGGUCAGUAAGCAAAGGUUGCUCUCUGCCCAUCUGCCUUUCCUCCCCGCCUGCAUUUCCGAGAGAGACAAACUGUCCUACCUCUCCUCCUGUAUCUCCUUUGACUCGUCCCUGAUGCUGAGGGCAGUGGGUGCCCUGCUGAAAUGUCUGGACAGGAGGAGAGUGGGAGUGGAGUUGGAAGACAGCAGUGUUGGAGUACCCAUCCUGCAGUUUCACGCCUACACACUUAAAGGAAUGGUGUACAUUGACUCAGACACAUACAGUGUUCUGCAGAUCUUCAAAUCAGAACUCCACCCAUCAGUCUACAAGCUGCAUUCAGGAGAAAAGGAGGGACUCAGUCUCUAUGGGAUCCUGAACCGCUGCAAGUGCAAGUUUGGCUCCAAACUGUUACGUCAGUGGUUUCUGCAGCCUACACAGGACCUGAAAGUGUUAAAAAGGAGGCAGGAAGUGAUACGUUUCUUCACGUCUCCUCAGAACUCAGACUCCCUGAGAACCCUGCAGUCAUCGCUACGCAACAUCAGAAACAUACCUACUCUUCUAAGGCGGAUGACUCUCUCUCUCACCAAAGUUACUGACUGGCAGAGCCUCUACAAGACGGUGUACAGUGCAGUGUGUAUCAGGGACACAGCGCGUCACCUGCCUCAGUCCAUUCAGCUGUUUCGUGAUAUCAGUGAAGGGUUCUCUGAUGAUCUCAACUAUAUCACCUCCCUCAUCAGCAGAGUUGUGGAUUUUGAAGCCAGCUUGGCAGACAACCGCUUCACAGUCAAACCGAAUGUGGAUCCUGCCAUUGAUGAGAAGAAGAGGAGGAUGAUGGGGCUGUCUGACUUCCUGACGGAUGUUGCCAGAAGAGAACUUGAACACCUGGAUGCUCGAAUCCCAUCCUGCUGUGUCAUCUACAUCCCUGUGGUCCAAGAUUUAAUUCUGAUUGGAUUCUUGCUGUCUGUGCCUCGACUGCCUAAUAUGGUAGAGAAAAAGGAUUUUGAGAUGGAGGGACUUGAUUUUUUGUUUCUUUCAGACAACCGGCUCCACUACCGCAGCCAGAGAACCAGGGAGCUCAACGAGUUCCUCGGAGACUUGCACUGCGACAUUAGAGACAUGGAGAUGGCAGUCAUGGCACAUUUGCAGAGCGCAGUCCUUGAAAGGAGCGAUUCCCUCUUUAAGGUUCUUGAUCUCGCUGCUGAGCUAGACUGUCUGAUGGCGAUGAGCAGCGCCUCCCAGGAGUACAAUUACACCUCGCCCAAGCUAGCCAGCAACAGGAAGAUAACGAUCACACAGGGCAGGCACCCACUGUUGGAGCUGUGCUCUCCUGUGUUUGUGGCCAACUCCUUCCACAGCUCUGAGUCUGAGGGCAGAGUCAAAAUAAUCACCGGACCCAACUCAUCCGGAAAGAGCAUCUACCUCAAACAGGUGGGUCUGAUUGUGUUCAUGGCUCUGAUUGGCUCAGACGUGCCUGCAAAGGAGGCAGAGAUUGGUCUAGUGGACGGGAUCUUUACGUGCAUGCAGAGCAGAGAGUCCGUGUCUGUGGGCCUUAGCACCUUCAUGAUAGACCUCAACCAGAUGGCACAGGCUCUUAACAGCAGUACUGGCAACUCGCUAGUCCUCAUCGAUGAAUUCGGAAAAGGAACUAACACAGUGGACGGACUGUCCUUGCUGGCUGCAUCGAUCUCUUACUGGCUGGGGAAGGCCCUGGGGGAUGUUCCUCACGUUCUGGUGGCUACUAACUUCCACAGUGUGGUGCAGCUGAGUUUGUUACCAUCCUCGGCCCUGCUGUCUCUUCUGACCCUAGAGACAGCAGUGGACGGAGAUGAGUUGGUGUUUUUGUACCAACUAAAGGAAGGGAUCUGCCAGUCCAGCUAUGCUGCCAACAUUGCUACACUGGCGGGCCUGCCAACUUCCCUUGUACAGAGAGCAGUGGAGGUGUCUGAGCUGUACAGGGCAGGAAGGCCCAUUAAACGCACUGAAAAAGCAUCCUUGGAAGAAGAGACAAAGAGGUGCCAGUUUGUUGUGGAGAAGUUCCUUAGCUUGAACCUGGAGGACAAAGAUUUGGAUGUGCAGAGGUUCUUGAAGGAAGAGCUCCUGCCCUCUGCUGGAGAUCUAUUGAACCGCAGCUGAAUGCUUCAGGCUUUGCUGCAAACACGCUUCCGUUCAUUCAUUCGUAAAUGUUUUGGGUUGGUGUUGGAAGAACGCCGGGGCAAAAUACAUAGUGACACAACCUUUAUUGCAAGAAACACUGCAAAAAAACCCCAAAACAAAACAAAAAAGCAGCACAGUUUUUUAUGUUUAAGUACCAUAUUCACACUUAAAAAAUAUGAACUGUAACGCCAAAAAGGGUUUCUGUAAUAUAUAAUAAAUGAUCUUUUAUGCUAUAACCAUC
Messenger RNA from Oreochromis niloticus (Nile tilapia), 3283 nucleotides. It is a transcript of the gene msh5, whose product is annotated as mutS homolog 5. The record is from RefSeq and is a predicted model, not a curated record. Gene Ontology annotation, biological process: chiasma assembly; mismatch repair. NCBI's taxonomy places the organism in Eukaryota, Metazoa, Chordata, Actinopteri, Cichliformes, Cichlidae. Bases 550 to 3021 code for a protein of 823 amino acids. The transcript is spliced from 25 exons. Gene Ontology annotation, molecular function: ATP binding; mismatched DNA binding; ATP-dependent DNA damage sensor activity. Gene Ontology annotation, cellular component: nucleus.